AUGAAAAAGGAAGCAGAUGAAUUGAUUUCACCCCCAGGAAAUUCGCUGCAGUUCCUGUCCCCACCAGACACCCUCUUCUCCGCACAGCCACACCCUACCGCACCUCAUAUCUCACCUGCUUUCAUUCUGAAUUUAUUUAUUUAUUUAUUUAUUAUCGUUCGUUUCUUCUUACGCUAUACAAUCCUUCUCCAGACAUUUUUUUUUUCAUUCAACGUGUCUUCACUUUUUCGCUUUUUUUCCACCUUUUUUUCUCCAACUUCCUUCCGUGAUAAACACAUAGAUCAAAGAUGGUUGGACAUGGCUAGCUUCUCCAAACCGUUCUUUUUCUUCUUCACUUCUUUUGAAAUUCAACUUCUUUCGUCACGUUUUGGCUGCAGAUUUUUUUCUUCCAGAAUAGAUAAAAAUUUCUUUUUUUUUUCUUCGGCUUCCUUUUUUUUUCUCUUUUCGUUUUUCUUUACAUCUUUUCUUCCCCUUUUCACUUUUUUUCCUUUUCAUUUUCUUUUCUUCUUCUUCUUCUUCUUCCUUCCUUCCUUCCUUCCUCCUUCCUUCCUUCCUUCCUUCCUUCCUUCCUUCCACUUCCUUUUUAUUAUACGUUUUUUUCUUUCUUUAUUAUUGUCUUUUUCUUCUUUUUAUUCUUCUUUUCUUCUUCUUCUUCAUUCCUUUUUUCAUCCUUUCCUCUCUUCUUUCUCUCUUCCUUCCUUCUUCUUCCUUUACGUUUUUCUCUUUUUUAUUCAGUCUUCUUUCUUCUUUCAUUCCCUUUUCCUCUCCAUCUUAUUCCUUUUCCUUCUUCUUUUCCUUCCUUCUCCAUUCUUCCUUCCUUCCUUCUUCCUUCCUUCCGUCCUUCCUUUUUUUUUCUUUUUUUAUUCAGUCUUUUCUUUCUUCUUCUUCUUCUUCUUCUUCCGCUUCCCUUCCUUUCCUCUCGCCAUUCUUUCUUCCUUCCUUCCUUCUUCUUCCCGUCCUUCCUUUACGUCUUUUUCUUCUUUUUAUUCCUUUCUCCCUUCUUCUUCUUCUUCUUCCUUCUUUCCGCUUCUUUCAUCCUUUCCUCUCUCCAUUCCUUUCUCCCUUCCUUCCUUCUUCCUUCCUUCUUCCUUCCUUCCGUUCUUCCUUUACGUUUUUCUCUUUUUUAUUCAGUCUUCUUUUCUUCUUCAUUCCUUUUAUCCCUUCUCUUCUUCUUCUUCCGCUUCUUUUCCUUUCCUCUCUCCAUUCCUUUUCUCUUCCCUUCUUUCUUCCUUCUUCCUUCAUUCCGUUCUUCCUUUUACGUUUUUCUCUUUUUAUUCAGUCUUCUUUUCUUCUUCAUUCCUUUAUCCCUCUUCUUCUUCUUCUUCUUCUUCUUCUUCUUCUUCUUUCAUCUUCUUCCUUAUCCUUUCAUUCCUUCCUUUUCCUUCUCUCCUUUCCUUUUUUCUUCCUUUAUUCUUCUUCUUCCUUCCUUUCCCUUUUUCUUCUUCUUCCUUUUCUUCUUUUUUCUUCUUUUUUUUCAUCCUUUCAUUCUUUUCUUUUUCUUCAUUCCUUUUCUUCCCCUUCCUUCCUUCUUUUUUCUUUUUUAUUCAGUCUUUUUUUCUUCAUUCCUUUAUCCUUUCCUUCUCUUCUUCCUUUCUUUCAUCCUUUCCUCCUCCAUUCCUUUCUCCUUCCUUCCUUCCUUCUUCCUUCCUUCCUCUUCUUUUCUUCUUCAUUCCUUUAUCCCUCUUCUUCUUCUUCUUCUUCUUCUUCUUCUUCUUCCGCUUCUUUCAUCCUUUCCUCUCUCCAUUCCUUUCUCCCUUCCUUCCUUCUUCCUUCCUUCCUCUUCUUUUCUUCUUCAUUCCUUUAUCCCCUUCUUCUUCUUCUUCUUCUUCUUCCGCUUCUUUCAUCCUUUCCUCUCUCCAUUCCUUUCUCCCUUCCUUCCUUCUUCCUUCCUUCUUCUUCCUUCCUUUUUCCUUCCUUUACGUUUUUCUCUUUUUUAUUCAGUCUUCUUUUCUUCUUCAUUCCUUUUCCCUCUUCUUCUUCUUCUUGCGCUUCCUUCAUCCUUUCCUCCCUCCAUUCCUUUCUCCCUUCCUUUUUUCUUUCUUUCUUCCUUCCGUCCUUCCUUUACGUUUUUCCCUUUUUUUAUUCGGUCUUCCUUUCUUCUUCAUUCUUUUUCCCUCUUCCUUUUCUUCUUCUUCCUUCAUUCCUUCUUUUACCUUUUCCUUCCUUUACGUUUUUCUUCCUCUGUAUUCCCUUUUCAUUUCUUCUUUGUUCCUUUUCCCCUCUUCUUUUUAUUCUUUUUCCUUCAUUCUUUUCUUAUUUCCUUUCUUUUCCCUUCUUUAUUUUUCUUCUUCCUACCUUCCUUUCUUUUUUCCUUCUUUCCUUCCUUCAUUUACGUUUUUCUUCUUCCUUCCGUUUGCCCUCUUAUUUUUCUUCUUCUUCUUCUUCUUCUUCUUCUUCCUUCAUUCUUUUCAUUCGUUUCUUACUUUUUCUUCCAUUCUUUUAUUCUUUCCUUCGCGUUUUUCUUCUUCUUUAUCCCCUUUUCCUUUCUUCUUCCUUUCUUUUUCCCUCUUCUUCUUCAUCUUCUUCUUCUGUCCUUCCUUCCUUUACGUUUUUUCCUUUUAUUAUUCACUCUUCCUCUUCUUUUUCGUUUUUACUACUUCUUUCUUCUUUUCUUUCUCUUCUACACUUUUCUUUUUCUCUUUUCUUUUUUUCUUCGAUCAAUUUUAUACACUUCAUGUAAUUUUCUUCGUUGUCACCCCCACGUUUUUUUUUCUAUCUCGCACCAUUCAUCCUCGUCAUUUUCCGUACGAUUUCCUUGUUUGCUUCUCAAUUUUCUCACGUUGUCCCUUCCUUCCUUCUUUCUCUCUCUCUCUCUCUCUCUCUCUCUCUCUCUCUCUCUCUCUCUUUUACAUCCACCCCACACACACAAUCAACAAACCAUAUAUAGUUUUUUUUUUCCUAACUGUAUUUAUUCAUCGUGAUUUUUUUCUGUUGUUGCUUUUAUUUAAGGAUGUUUUUUUCUCUUCAAUCGUCUCCUCUUAUUGUCUUACCUUUUCCUUCGCCCACCUUUUCUCUCUCUUCUCCCUGCGUUACCCGUUACCUUUACCUCCCAUAUCUUCCACUGGACGUUCCCAAUAUUUAUUGCCCGCGAAGGCAUGCCACAGAUCAAUGCGCACGCUCACCAAGGAAAAAGACUCACGCAAACCUGAACACGCGUUUUCGCCACCGUCAUCACGCAGUUCGCCAUGGCUCUUGCAAUUUCCAGAAAUAAUUUCCCAAGAUGCAUUGCAAACAAAUAAACACGUUCAGUAA
This is a messenger RNA of Acanthosepion pharaonis, 3252 nucleotides long. The record is from the annotation of a GenBank genome assembly. Lineage: Eukaryota; Metazoa; Mollusca; Cephalopoda; Sepiida; Sepiidae.